GAAACGCUGUGCUGCAUCACAGUUCCGUGCGGGCCUUUAUGUUUUCGGAUGGGCCUCGGUUUGUUCGUCGCGGCCCGUGAAUAGCAUCAGAAAGCGACAUCCCGCUUGACCUAACUAUCGCAUCCGUUCGUCCAACUCUGAUUUCGGCGGCGAGAAGAACGAUCGAUCAUUAUCCAUCGCUCUGUAACGGACCUCAUCUUUAAUGGCAUUAAUACGGACGCUCAGAUCGAGCCCUUCAAUGCGUCGUCUCCUUUGGCGUAAUCUCCUCUAUAAAUUGGUUGGUAUUCAUCUUUCUGGAGAUCUUGCUCUUCUCAUCUCUCUGCUGCUCAUCCUUUUUUCACGAUCUCAACUCAUCUCUCUAAAUGGCCAUCUCUAGGGUGUUUUUUUCCGAUUUGAAGACCGGGAAGUGUUCAUCUGUUGUGGAGGCUAGGCUGCUGAGGUACUGGGAGGCUAGGAACGUUAAGCGGGGUUGGGAGCUUAUGUGGGUGGAUAUGCUGUUGGUCGAUGUUAAUGCAACCAUGAUGCAGGCCACAAUCAGCGCUCACCGUGUCCCACGGUACCAAGAAAGACUUACUGCCGGUGCAAUGUAUUCCAUGGCUGAUUUUGAUGUCGCUAGAUGUGCUCAGAACUUCCGACUUUGUGAUUCUUCAUUGAUGAUCCGGUUUAAUGAGUCUACUUCUUUUGACGAGAUAGAUGAGCCGGUCUCUGCGUUGCCUGAGGAAGCAUUCCGGUUCCGUGACCAGUCGGAGCUGAUUGGUUUGGCCAAUACAAGCACACAGUUACCAGACAUCAUAGGAGAGAUCCUUAGCGUCAAGAGUACUGUUACUGACCCUCCGGAGGAGAAGAAUCGUGCUAUGCCAUAACGAUCAACAAGAGCCAAGGCCAAAGUCUGAAACAAGUUGCUUUAUAUCUUCCUCGCCCUGUUUCAGUUGUACGUUGCUAUGUCUCGACUCUCGAGUAACAACGUUUAUAAGGAGAUCUUCAAGGAUAUUCAGACAACGCAGGUUAGAUCUAUACGCUAAGAUAGUACAUCCAUAUCAACUUAAUUUCGAUCACAAGAACUGAUAACACCCAUUGCUUGGCACUGGUGCUGAAACUUUUCAUUCCUUGCAGUGAAAGCAACCGGCCCUACUGCUCGGAUGUUUUGGAAACAAUUCACGAAGACUACAAUCAUCAUCCAAUCCAAUGCUUCGGCGAAAACAUCAGUUGCAAGACUAUAAUCCCAAUUAUUUUGACUCUUCACUCUGUUUUCUUUUUACAUUUCCUCCGCAUACGACUCUUACUUUAAACUACGAGUUUUUCAAUUGAUAUCAUAGUUUAACUUUUAUUAGUUUUUUUUGUUAAUUUUAGAGUUUUUUGUAUUUAAGAUUUUUUUUCCAUAUUAAACUUAUAUUUCUUUCACAUAAUAUAUAUAUGUCAUAAAAAUUACCAUCAAAUCAGUUUUUAAAUAAUUUA
Molecule: messenger RNA, 1455 nt
Organism: Brassica rapa (field mustard)
Lineage: Eukaryota; Viridiplantae; Streptophyta; Magnoliopsida; Brassicales; Brassicaceae
Source: RefSeq, a predicted model, not a curated record